AUGGAAACCAGCAACAACAACAGCCAAGAAUUUCAUUUCUUCUCCCAGCUGCCCACGGAGUUGAGACUUGCCAUCUGGCGGAUAUGCCUCCCCAACCGCGUUGUUGAAAUAGACUAUCCCUGGGACGAAGGCGGUGUCUUCGGUCCUGAUCCGCCGUCAUGCAAGCUACAGCAAACGACUAAUCUUAACCGACGCGCACCAACGAUUAGCCGAGUAUGCCAUGAGUCGCGCCUUGUCGCCUUUGAAGUUGGGCAUUUUCGCAAGAAGGAUUCGACACUAGAAGAGGUGCCGUGGAUAUCUAAUAUCUGCGUUAACAAAACAUGGAUCGACCCCUCUCGUGAUAUAAUACACUUGAAUUGGACACCCGCCUACAGUGCGGGAUACUACGGUGACGGAAGCGCUCUCGACUAUUUAGCUUGGACUGCAGCUAAGGCUCGCGGGGGCUCUUUUAUGUUUGAUUAUCUUGAUAAUUACUUCGAUGGCGAUGUCGAUAUAGGAGAAAGGAUUGGGGCUCUCAGGAAACUACAAAACGGAGUUAUUGUGAUGCGUAUUAUUGUUGUGCAUACUACCUUCGAGAAUGCGGUGAAGACAGGAUUGUUUGGACUUCUCGGUGAUGCCUGCAUUCAGCUUGUCGAUAUAUCCGACGAGACGAGACUAAAUGCCUUUUUCGACUUUGCAGAGAAAUGCGAAUCUGAACCUAACGGAUAUAUUACUAGGAGGCAAGACUUCCACAGAGAGACUCCAGAGUCAGUCAAGAAACUCCUCAACGACCGCCUCACAUAUACAUUUAAUGCCCAAGCUGCUCGGACGUUGCUUCUCCGUCCGGCUAUUAUGUUCAGAUUCUGCCCGUACUGGUGCAACCAUUCUAUCGGAGAUCUGCGAAGAGCUGAAGAUGUCGCCAAUGAACGUAACGGCAACGGAAUGAACAGGGGACCCGGGGGUCGGCAAAGUUUCAGAGCUUUUAUGGAAUCUUUGCACCCGCGGUAA
Messenger RNA from Penicillium subrubescens, 987 nucleotides. RefSeq names its product 2EXR domain-containing protein. The coding region runs from base 1 to 987 and encodes 328 amino acids. NCBI's taxonomy places the organism in Eukaryota, Fungi, Ascomycota, Eurotiomycetes, Eurotiales, Aspergillaceae. The transcript has a single exon. The record is from RefSeq and is a predicted model, not a curated record.